Annulohypoxylon maeteangense is the source of this 2673-nucleotide messenger RNA. Its product is annotated as CASP C terminal-domain-containing protein. NCBI's taxonomy places the organism in Eukaryota, Fungi, Ascomycota, Sordariomycetes, Xylariales, Hypoxylaceae. The transcript is spliced from 2 exons. Gene Ontology annotation, biological process: intra-Golgi vesicle-mediated transport. The coding region runs from base 317 to 2551 and encodes 744 amino acids. The record is from RefSeq and is a predicted model, not a curated record. Gene Ontology annotation, cellular component: Golgi membrane.
GGAUAGUGCAGUUUAUUCAAGCUCCAGGGCUCUCAACCCACUGUAAAACCGAGUCGCCGAGUCUGUGGAUCCCUGCACAUGCAUUCAGCACCUGGCAUUUAGCAGAUGCGACGGAACCUUGAACGAACACGUUCAACUUCAUAAUUAUUCUUAUUCAAAGUCCUACAUCCAACGCUAACAACCAACUGCCAACCUCGACCUGAUCUCGUCUCCUAUCGCUAAAACCCAUCUAUUUUACCGACCUUUGUGCCAGCUAAUAUCUACCUGAUGAUACGAUAAUUGUGGCAGCGACAUCUGCCAACCCCGGAAGAGAAAGAUGGCCAACGUGUCUAAGUCGCCCAAGGCCGCGCAACCAUCAGCACCGAAACCUACCGGCGACGGACAGGCAGACAACUCUAUCCAGGAUGGAACUAAUCAGUUCCAACAUGCUAUUUCGGCAUGGAGAAACAUCGAUUUAGGCUCGUUGAUGUCCGCUCUCGACAACACUGCCUCCGACAUCGUAGCCUUUCAACGAGAUUCAACCGUCCAACGAAAAGACCUCGCUCAGAAGACGAAAGAUUUCCGAAAACUUGACGAUACGGCUAAAUUAUCAGAAUAUAAAAGCCUUUUAAAAGCCUACCAGACGUUCAUCGAUCUUCUCACCAAUCAUUCCAAGUCUACCAAUUCCGCAUUCUUACAGGUCUAUUCCGCCCUUGAAAAUGCGCCAGACCCGUAUCCUUUGCUUGAAGCCUCUGUCGAUUCUAUGCUUGUAGCCGAGGAUACUCUUCCCAAGCUAACCGAAGAAAACCAGCACCUACAAAACAAUGUCGCCAAACUUACAUCCCAAUUGGAGGAAACAGAAUCUCGGCUACAAUCAGAAAGUGCUAACCGAAAGCAGCUGGAAAAUAAUCUCGAAGCCAAAGUCAAAGAAGUAGAGGCGUCGUGGACCGCAGUUGUAGACGAGAAGAGGGACAACUGGGAAGCGAAAGAAAAGGCACUAGAAGAGAAAAUCGAAAGCCAGGACAGGCUCAUCAACGAAAUCAAGGCCAGUUACGAGGUAAACCAACGUCUAAAGGGAUCUGAAAAUGCGGACGACGAGGGUAGACAUGGUCACGUUACGAGCGCAGAGUUGGAAAUGGUCAACUCUGACCUGGAACGAACUAGCGCGAGGCUUGCGGAAGUCGAAGCUCGAAAUGAACAACUACGCUUAGAGCUCGCCCAGUCCAAAUCUCAAGUUCCUGCGCAAGCGCCAGUCUUAGAAGACGAUCCUGGGUAUAUUCGUAUGAGAUCCGAGAACUCAUCUCUCAUCCGCAAACUUGAUUCCGCGAGAGUUGAGAAGGAGGCUUUCAAAAGGGGUAUCGAUACCAAAUUGCGAGGCUUAGAACGUGAAGUCGGUCUUUUGAAAGAGGACCGCGAUAAUUUGAAAACGAAAGUCCAAAAGUGGAACGACUACGACGAUAUCAAGCAAGAACUUGAAGUCUUGAAGAGUAUCGAAUUCGCGACUGGUGACGACGACGAUGUGCUAGCCGCUUCGGAGUCUAACGGUUCCGCCCAAAAGGGGAAGGGUGAUACCCUAGAACAAUUAUUAUUAGCCAGGAAUAAGAAGUUGAGCGACGAACUAACCAUCUUACGAGUAUCUCACCAAGAUCUCCAAAGUCGGUUGGAGAACCUACAAGAGGAUAUGUCGAGAACAAAUGCAGAUCUAGAGAGGUCCCAGAACCUCAAUGCGCAGUUAGAGAACGAUCUAGCUAGCCUUCAAUCCGAAGGACAGAACGCUUUCCCCUCGGGAGCAUCAGUGGCAGGUACCUACACAAGAUACGCGCCGUCUAUAGCACCAGGGAGGAGAGGCGGAAGAACAUCGCCGACUUCAUCUAUCAUAUCCGGUUUCGACCCCCGCGUGACAGGGGGCGAGCCAAUGGGUGGUGGCUCGGGUAUCUUGCCCAUGAUUACCGCUCAACGUGACCGCUUCAAGAAGCGGAAUUCUCAGCUCGAAGGGGAAUUGUCAGAAAGUCAUCGUACUGUUUCACAACUUCGACAAGAGAUUGCAGCCUUACAGAAGGACAACCUCCAACUAUACGAGAAGACGCGGUACGUAUCGACUUAUAAUCGUAAUGGGCCGUCAGCGUCGUCGUCAUCUGCGUAUGCAUCAAAUCCAAAUCCGUCGGUAGUCGCCAUGGGCGGUACGGGAAACCCAGGAAUUGCAUUAGACCGGUAUAAAAAGGCAUAUGAGUCCAACAUUUCGCCUUUUGCGGCCUUUAGGGGACGUGAGUCGGCAAGAGCUUACAAACGGAUGAGUCUUCCCGAGAGGAUAGUAUACUCAGUGACCCGGAUGGUGUUGGCUUCGAGAACGAGCAGGAAUCUUUUUGCAGCUUACUGCGUCGCAUUGCACAUCCUAGUAUUUUUCUCGCUCUACUGGCUCGGCACGUCGGACGUAGACCAACAUUCGAGCAAUCUCAGUCAGGGUAUAGCCGCUGCAGCAGCAGCGGGAGGGGUGGCCGGCGGCAAUACCGGUGGGAGAGGUCAGGCUGCCAAUCCUGGAAGUUGGCAAGAAGAAGGGUUUAACGGGCACUGAUGAUUACGUCCGCAAGGUUAUACAUUUACUGUACCAUUACCAGCCGGCUUUUGUUUAAUACGGCAUGUGCCAUGCAACUAAUACUAACCCAUUGAGUUGAAUAUAUUGCUCGUAUCCGUUAG